AUGGGGCACACCCUGAACGGCAACGAGGAUCAGGCCGCCCUCGCAUCCCGACGCCCAGGGAUGACCGCCCGAAAGCAAGAGAUCAUCAAGAUGACAGAGAAACUCAUAGAAGCCGUGAACACCAGUGACUAUGAGACAUACACGAAGAUCUGUGAUCCUCAAAUGACUGCAUUUGAACCUGAGGCUUUGGGAAACCUCAUUGAGGGACUCGAGUUCCACAAGUUCUAUUUUGACAAUGUGAUGCCAAAGAAUUGGAAGGCGAUCAACACGACGAUCUUGAACCCUCAUGUCCACCUUCUAGGCGAGGACACUGCAUGCAUCGCAUAUGUUCGUCUCACACAGAUGGUUGACAAAUGCUGGUUUCAAGUCUGUCUCACAUUCUUCAAGGUCCACCUGACAGCCACAUCUGAUCACAUUGGCCAGAUUCAUCACACUACCAGUUGUUGA
Darwinula stevensoni is the source of this 447-nucleotide messenger RNA. Lineage: Eukaryota; Metazoa; Arthropoda; Ostracoda; Podocopida; Darwinulidae. The record is from the annotation of a GenBank genome assembly.